Molecule: messenger RNA, 1155 nt
Organism: Yarrowia lipolytica CLIB122
Lineage: Eukaryota; Fungi; Ascomycota; Dipodascomycetes; Dipodascales
Biological process (GO): ceramide biosynthetic process
Cellular component (GO): membrane
Molecular function (GO): sphingosine N-acyltransferase activity
Source: RefSeq, a predicted model, not a curated record
AUGGCAUCUCCAAAAGGAGCCAACCCGGUGGAGGCUUCGAAACCGCCCGUGGCCGUGGCUCACAAGCAGAAAACCACCGCCUGGCGAGGCCUGAUGGACUACCUGUCUGCGCGACAAAUCACGCUUCCACUUAAGGUGCUGACCUACAUUGUGGUGAUGCACCGAUUCGCUGCCCUCCGACCAUACACCCGCAAGUUUUUCCACCUGCAGUACCCAAAACACGAGGUGGACGGCGUGGCCGCCUACUACUCGCGAGGCCGCGACGACAUUUACUUUGUGCUCACAGGUAUCUUAGCUCUCACGUUUUUGAGAGCUGCCUGUAUGGACUUUGUACUGGUGCCAAUGGCCCGGGCUCUCAAGAUCACAAAGCGAAAGCCGCAGCUGCGGUUUGCUGAGCAGGGCUGGGCACUCAUCUACUACACGUCGUCCACGUGGAUCGGCUUCUAUCUGUACUACCACUCGCCCUACUGGCUCAACGUGGAGGAGCUGUGGAGGGGAUACCCACACUUUGAGCUGGACCCUUUCUUCAAGGCCUACUACCUGAUCCAGUUCAGCUUCUGGGUGCAGCAGAUCUUUGUGCUUAACAUGGAGGAGAAGCGUAAGGACCAUUACCAAAUGUUCACGCACCACAUUGUCACCUGCGCGCUCAUGUGCGGCUCGUAUUACUACUACUACACCCGCGUGGGCCACCUGAUUCUUGUGCUCAUGGACGGCGUGGACACGCUGCUGGCGUCGGCCAAGAUGCUCAAGUACCUGCGCUACGACACAAUGUGCGACGCCAUGUUUGGGCUCUUUGUCAUUGCAUGGGUGGUGCUCCGCCACGGCCUGUACAACUACGUCACGUGGUCGGCCUACUUCCAGGCGCCAGUCUUGGUGGCCGAAAACUGUCUGCGCGAUGAAGAUGGCCAGGAAACGUGUUUCAACCCGGCCCUCCACCGCGUCUUUGUUGUACUGCUCAUUGCCUUGCAGAUCAUCACCUUGAUCUGGCUGUACAUGAUUGUGCGAGUCAUUGUCAAGAUUCUCAAGGGCGGAGGAGCAGAGGACAGUCGAUCUGACGACGAAGACAGCGACGAGGAAGAGGGGGAAGCAGAGGGGGAAGAGGAAGAGGAGGAAGAGGAGGAGGUAAUGGAGGAAAAAGUGUCUGACGACAACUAG